AUGGACCGUCAAGCUAUUGACGUUAAAAGAGCGCUGCUUGGGAGGCAACCCAAGGUUCAAGAAGACAAUAAAGGAGUUGGAUAUGCAACAAGACUACUUUCCAUGUACAAAAAAAACCCAAGUGCUCUUUCAGAUUCACCACCAUCAGGACCAAAUUCAGGUUAUAUUGUGUUAUUGGAUGAGGAAGCUCAAUCUUACUCAUGUUUUGGUUUGGCCAAGGACAAUAGAAUCUUGGAUUUUCCUUUCCCUCAGAACAAAAAUUUAAUAAUCAAUUACUCAGUAGGUGAAAACAGCCAUUCAGAAGAAGCUAUGUUUCUUCCUGUAUUGAAUCAACCAUUGUCUUCAAAUCGCUACUAUGUUAUAAGAAUGAAAGGGAAAAAUCAAGGCCAAGUUAAUACAAGUUCAAAGGAAGAGGACAUGACCACAUGUUUAUGUUGUAGUUUUUUCAAUGAUGUUAAACCAAGAUCUUUGGAACCCUUAAAUGAUUAUCAACAGGUUGAAAUAAUCAAGACGGGUUAUGGUUUUCGUGCAAAAUCAGUAGCAUCAGAUGGAAUUCUCUCAGGUAUAUUAAGGGAAAAGGGGUGGACAGUCGACGCUAGCACUCCCCGCAAUUACCAUUUAAGCCAAGCUUUAGGCUCAAAUGAUUCCUUGCGUUCCAAGCAACCAAAUUUUGACUUUCCAUUGUCUAACGAUCGUUCUGAAUCGAUCAUUGUUGGAAAGUGGUAUUGUCCUUUUGUGUUUGUGAAGGAAGGAAUGAAAUUAAAAGAGCAAAUGAAGAUGUCAUUGUUUUAUGAGCUAACACUUGAGCAAAGAUGGGAGAAGAUUUUUUCAAAGGAAAAUGGAAACAAUGGAGAGGUUAAUGUGCUUAUUGAUGUUCUUAUUCCGACCGAAGUUGUUAAGGUUGGAGGAAAGGAUGCUGUUUGUUGGGAUGAAAAUAGAUUGGUUGAUGGAGUUUUGUUGUUUAAGAGUGUUGAUCAAGAUGUUGGAUUGAGUUUGGAAGUUGUUGAAGGAAUGAAAUGGGAACAACAAAGAUUUGGAUGGAUUGCUGGAAAUGGAAGACAAGUGAGGGUAACAAAUGUUGAAGAAUUUGAUGGAACAAAAAAAUGGAAGAAAUUUAGUUGUUAUGUGCUAGUUGAAAGUUUUGUGUUGAGGAGAAUGGAUGGAAGAUUGGUGCUAAGUUAUGAUUUUAGACACUCACAUCAAAUUAGGAGUAAAUGGGAAUGA
Molecule: messenger RNA, 1224 nt
Organism: Trifolium pratense (red clover)
Lineage: Eukaryota; Viridiplantae; Streptophyta; Magnoliopsida; Fabales; Fabaceae
Exons: 4
Coding region: 1-1224 (407 amino acids)
Source: RefSeq, a predicted model, not a curated record